This is a messenger RNA of Aureococcus anophagefferens, 396 nucleotides long. RefSeq lists its product as hypothetical. The record is from RefSeq and is a predicted model, not a curated record. NCBI's taxonomy places the organism in Eukaryota, Pelagophyceae, Pelagomonadales, Pelagomonadaceae. The annotation marks the transcript as partial. Gene Ontology annotation, cellular component: CCR4-NOT complex. Gene Ontology annotation, biological process: negative regulation of translation; mRNA catabolic process. The transcript has a single exon.
GUCGUAGAGAAUAAUCCGAUGGUUGCCAUUCAGUGCUUGCUUAAGCUCAUGGGAUCACCGAUUCUCCCGGAGUACCUCUCCGCUCUUGUGAAAAUGGACAUGUCACUCCACUCGAUGGAGGUAGUUAACCGGCUCACGACUGAUGGGAUGGCUGAACUUCCCGCCGAAUUUAUUCGUGUGUAUAUUUCCAACUGCAUCUCCUCGUGUGAGAACAUAGAUGACAAGUACUAUCAGAAUCGCUUAGUGCGGUUAGUCUGUGUUUUUUUACAGUCUCUGAUAAGGAACAAGAUUGUAGACGUCAAUGAUCUUUUCGUUGAAGUGCAGGCUUUCUGCAUCGGGUUCUCUCGCAUUCGAGAGGCGGCUGGCCUCUUCAGAUUGCUCAAGACGUUGGAGUAG